AGUUGGAGGAUGGAAUUACCAGACUCAACACGAAAAUAUACUCGUGAAGAGCAGGCCCAGCUCCUCGCCAAUCUCGAGAUCGAGCUUGAACAUAAGACACGUCAAUUUGAAGAAUGGGCUGAAGAUGGAAUCCUGCAGUUCAGGAUGCGGCAGGAGGGGCUGAUCUCGCGCAUGCCCAAGCAACUCCGGAAUAUGUCCAUAUCUGAGUUCAUGGACAAGUAUGACGGCAAUGUACAAGCAGCGACUCUUGGCGUGCAGAGGGAGAAGAUGGUUGCGGACACAGAGGAGAUAGCGAGAAGUGUCAGGAAGAGGAAGUGGGAUACGGACGUUGAUGACCAAGGGGCAUCUAAGAGCGGGCUCGACGCAGAGCUUCUACGGGCGCGGAAGAACGCACGACUAGGGUUUACAACGCCCAAGAAAGCCGGCCCUUCAAAUGGUCCAGGUACGGCUCAGCGCAUGAAAGCUCAGAUGGGGCGAACACCCGGCACGGCGCGUUUCAAGCCUUCAGCACCAGCACCUUCCCCGAGCCCGUCCAAGACUACCCGGUUCGCCACAGGACCUACAACCAUCCCAUUCCCACAUUCCCGCCCCGCCUCGCCUUCCAAGUCUGUCGCAUUCGGACGCUCUACGCGACCACCUAGCAGCGCGGUGUUCAAUCCCUCCAUGCCACACAAAACCCCCGCUUACCCUCCUGCACCCCGGUGGCCCCGCAAGGGUGAACACCUGCUCAGUAUAAACGGUUCACCCCUGCAGAAUCCUCUAUGGGGAAGCAUGGACCCGGACGACAAGAUGGAGGGGCCUUCGAAUCCUCGCAAUGCCAUCAACGGACAUGGGCACGGGCAUAAACGCGUGAAUAGCAUCACGAUCUUGAAGACUUCCACAUCGAUGUCCUCCUCCAAAGGGGGACCCUCGCAUUCUCGCGCGAACUCGCGGGCAGACAACUUGCAGACGACCUGGAAGCCGCCUUCCUCAUCGCACGACAGCACUCGGACUCGAACUGACUCCGGAGAGUCGGAUCCCAUGCCCGCUACGCCAGUCCCUGCACGUGCUAUGGUCUCUGUUCCGAUAAGGGACGGCCGUGUUCUCCAGUUCGAUCCGUUAGAGGCCUCACCUGGCAUGCUGGACGAUCUCGAGGGUCUCACCGGGAGCGCGAAGAAGCAAGCGCGGGACGAGAUGGCCAAGCUCGUCAAGGCUGCGCUCGAUAAAUGGAAACUUGACUAAGAUGAAUCCUUUUAGACGCUGGACGUUCCCUUUGCUAUCCGAUAGCUGUAUCCUUAGUUUGUUCAUUCGCUUUCGACACUUUCCAUCUGGCAUACUGUCCUGGGACUGUAGAUGCUGCACACCACGAUAACCAUGAUAUGUAUUUGACUGACCAACUCAUCGAUAUCAUCCCGAGUAAUUGCAUACCGUACCAUGUGAUCUGAUAUUCACAGGACUGCAGAAUACGCUCACGAACCCAGUAUUCCUAC
This is a messenger RNA of Gloeophyllum trabeum ATCC 11539, 1469 nucleotides long. RefSeq lists its product as uncharacterized. Gene Ontology annotation, cellular component: spindle midzone; chromosome, centromeric region; chromosome passenger complex. The record is from RefSeq and is a predicted model, not a curated record. Gene Ontology annotation, biological process: mitotic sister chromatid segregation. Bases 10 to 1221 code for a protein of 403 amino acids. NCBI's taxonomy places the organism in Eukaryota, Fungi, Basidiomycota, Agaricomycetes, Gloeophyllales, Gloeophyllaceae. The transcript is spliced from 4 exons.